Messenger RNA from Arachis duranensis, 1991 nucleotides. RefSeq lists its product as uncharacterized. The transcript is spliced from 4 exons. The record is from RefSeq and is a predicted model, not a curated record. Gene Ontology annotation, molecular function: acetylglucosaminyltransferase activity. The coding region runs from base 374 to 1930 and encodes 518 amino acids. NCBI's taxonomy places the organism in Eukaryota, Viridiplantae, Streptophyta, Magnoliopsida, Fabales, Fabaceae.
AAUCGAACACAGAUUCUUUAAAACUGCAAAAAAGAAACCACAUAGUUGCAGACUUGCAGCAUCAUCUUAGCUACCCUUUUUUGUUCCUUGUGAAACUCUUGCAACCUUAGCAAAAAGAAACAAACUUUCCUAAAAUCUGAUCUGGGUUCAUCACUUUUUCUAUGAUGGGGUUGUUAUAUAUUUCUGGCUAAUAAAGCAAGUUAUUAUGAUGACUCAAAAUAUUGUUAUAUAGCUCACUUUUUUUUUCUUUUUUUCUUUUUUCCUUAUUACUACUAUUAUUGUUCUUCUUCUUCUAGACUUCUACCUGUGCGAUUCUGUGUUUUUUAUAUAAAGUUCACCAAAUCUUAAAUUUAUUUUUGAGAUACCAAUUACCAUGUCUAUCAUGAAGAACAAUCACAAAGAUCUAGAACACAUAUAUUCUUCAUGGAACUUCUCAAAGCUAAUGGCUUUCAUUCUUCUCUUGAUCACAAUCUCUUACCUUUGUUACUCUCUUAGAUUUGUUACCAAUUCAUAUGACUGUGGCCAAACACACCACAUUUCAAUUAGCCACAUUUCUGACACCACCACCACCACCACCACCACUUCAACCACAGCAGCAACAACAACUUCACACUCUCAAGAAGAAGAAGAAGAACAAGAACAAGAAGAUGCAGCAAUUGUUUCCACAAAGUUGGAACCUUUUGAAGAAACAAAUAUUUCCCACAUAGUGUUUGGGAUUGGAGCCUCAGCAAAGCUUUGGAAGCAAAGAAAAGAGUACAUAAAGCUAUGGUGGAAACCAAAUCAGAUGAGAGGAAUAGUGUGGCUAGAAGAGAAAGUGAAAACUGAUCCAAGUGAUGAGAAGCUCUUGCCACAGUUGAAGAUCUCUGAAGACACUUCAAGGUUCAAUUACAAGAAUCCAAAGGGUCAUAGAUCAGCCAUAAGGAUCUCAAGGAUUGUUUCAGAGACACUAAGGCUUGGAUUGAAGAAUGUGAGGUGGUUUGUGAUGGGAGAUGAUGACACAGUUUUUGUCACUGAGAAUUUGGUGAAAGUGUUGCAGAAAUAUGAUCACAAUCAGUAUUAUUACAUUGGAAGUAGCUCAGAGAGUCAUCUGCAGAACAUUUAUUUCUCGUAUAACAUGGCUUAUGGUGGUGGUGGUUUUGCAAUUAGUUACCCUUUGGCUUUGGCAUUGGAGAAGAUUCAAGAUAGGUGUAUUCAGAGGUACCCUGGUUUAUAUGGUUCUGAUGAUAGGAUUCAAGCUUGUAUGGCUGAGCUUGGUGUUCCUCUCACCAAGGAAAGAGGCUUUCAUCAGUUUGAUGUGUACGGCAAUCUAUUUGGGCUUUUAGCAGCCCAUCCUGUUACUCCACUUGUGUCCCUCCAUCAUUUGGACAUAGUCGAGCCCAUUUUUCCAAACGUGAGCCGAGUCCAAGCCCUAAAGCGACUCAAGGUGCCCAUGCAACUCGACCCGGCUGGGCUCAUGCAGCAAUCCAUUUGCUACGACAAGACCCGGACUUGGACCAUAUCCGUUUCAUGGGGCUAUGCGGUUCAAAUUUUCCGGGGCAUUUUUUCGGCCCGGGAGAUGGAAAUGCCGGCAAGAACCUUCUUGAAUUGGUACAAGCGGGCCGAUUACACAGCCUAUCCGUUCAAUACCCGCCCGGUUAGCCGGAAUGUCUGCCAAAAACCAUUUGUUUACUACUUGUCCAAUGCAGCAUACAACAAGGGUGCUAAUGAGACUGCGAGCCGGUACGUUCGGACUCAGUCCAACCCGGCUUGCAAGUGGAAAAUGGAGGAUCCGACCCAAAUCAAAAUAGUUGAGGUUUAUAAGAAACCCGACCCACAUUUGUGGGACAAGUCUCCAAGAAGGAAUUGUUGCAGGGUAAGACAAACAAAGAAGAAAGGAACUUUGGUGAUUCAUGUUGGUGAAUGCAUUGAAGAUGAAAUUGUUGAGUUAUAGUUAUAGAAAGAACUGCAAACAGUUCCAACACGCUUUUGUUUAUAAAUUCUUCUUAACCCUA